This is a messenger RNA of Cladophialophora bantiana CBS 173.52, 3150 nucleotides long. RefSeq lists its product as uncharacterized. NCBI's taxonomy places the organism in Eukaryota, Fungi, Ascomycota, Eurotiomycetes, Chaetothyriales, Herpotrichiellaceae. The record is from RefSeq and is a predicted model, not a curated record. The coding region runs from base 1 to 3150 and encodes 1049 amino acids. The transcript is spliced from 3 exons.
AUGGGCUCCGUGUAUCGAGACAGGUUCGACGACUCUCGAACAUCAGUCUCGUCAACCCGACGUGAUGGCGGAUACACAACGGUGAAGCGCUACGUGGUCAAAGAAGAUGACAGCCGCUCCUCUGUAAGCCGGGAUCGGCGCUUUGUCCCCGAGCGUGCAGGUGAAAGGGUGGAGGAGACCCGGAUCGUCCGUCGUGAGGUCGAUGAACCGGUGCGCCGAGAAGAACCCCGCUAUACCGAACGUGAAUUGGUUAUCAAGCGAGAAAGAGACGAUGAACCUCGAAGAGACUAUGUUUACGAUACCAGACGAGAAGAGCCUGCGGCAGAGAGAGAACUCGUUAUCAGACGCACCACUGAGCGCGAGGAGCCUCGUCGAGAUGAUUUUGAAGUCACCCGAUACGACGACCGCAAAGUCGUCGAUACCCGGUUUCGGGACGACUACGAAAUGCUUUCGCCUCGUGGCUAUGACGAUCGUGAUGUUCAACGAUACACCCGCACUACCGACUACUUUGCUCCUCCACCGCCGCCACAGACCAUCAUUAUACGUCAGGAGCCCAUCAUAAUUCGAGAGAGAGUCCGGGACGACGACUAUCAAAUUGUUCGCAAAUCGGACAUUGAUGAAGAGCGCAGCGUUGUCCGAAGAGACCCGCCGCCUCGCUCCCCUCGUGGAGAGGAGGAUUUUUUCUACGAGAAGAAGGUCAGAGAGCGGAUUGACCGAGAUGAUGAUGACUAUUAUGAGCGCCGAAGCCGACGUCGGUCCGUGAGCCCUCAUGAUUCUGUGUCCCAAAGAGGCCGUGAUUAUAGCAGCGACGACAGUAUGGUCUACGUCCGCAAAGAGGUCCGCGAGGAAAGCCCCAGUCCUGAGCGUAAACGGGGCCUUGCCGCCGGCGUCCUUGCUGGGGUCGGUGCCGCUGAGCUUUUACGGAACCACAACAAGAAGGAAGGUCGCGACGUAUCCCAUGGCGUCGGCCGUGUUGGACGUGAUAUUGGAGCUGGUGCUCUAGGGGCUCUUGCCGCUGAAGGCAUCCACCGCGCCAGGUCCAUGCACCGUAGUCGAAGCCGGCACCACUCCCGAUCGGGUUCUCGGUCGCCAAGACGUUCUCGACAUCGCAGCAGGUCUCGUUCUUCGUCUCCGUCGAAGCUGAAGACCCUUGGAGCGGUGGGUCUCGGGGCUGCCGCACUUGCAGCUGCCGCCACUAUCGCUUCCAAGCGCAUGAACAAGUCUAACGACGACGGCGAUCGUGGCCGUUCUCGCAGUCGCUCUCGCUCUCGACGCCGGAGGGAGUCUGUUUCCAGUCUUGAAGAUGAUCCAAAUGCUCCAUCAGACGAUGCGCGCAAUCCCAAGCAUCGUAGAAACACGAUUGCAAAGGCCGGCGCUGGCGGCGCUAUCGUUGCGGCAUUGAUUGAGCAUGCUCGAAGCAAGUCAAGAGCCAGGGAUGGUAAGGAACGGUCGCGAAGCCGCGUUAGACAGGCGCUGCCUGUCGUCGCUGCUGGAUUGGGCAGUGCCGCCGUCGCUGGGUUGUAUGAGAAACACAAGGCAAAGAAGGAAGCCGAAGAGAUCGUCGACGAGCGGCGUCGUGCUCGCUCCAGGUCCAGAAGCAGGGCCCGGUCUGAGCAUGCGUACUACGACGGGCCGAACCAGGGCACGAUUAAUGAUCCUGGUUUAAUCGAGUAUGGAAAUGCGCCUAUGUACGGCAACAAUUACGGCCCAGAUUACUACGGAAGACCGCCACCCCAGGAUGGAUACUACUCGAAUGCUGUUGUGCCAGCUGCCGCAGGCGCAGCAGCGGGUUAUGGGGCACAACGCGGGAACAGAAGUAGAAGCCGGAGUUUGAGUCGUGAACGAGGUGGUCGAAGAUCGUCCCACAGUUCCAGUCCCUCUCCAGGCCGAAGCAGGCGCAGGCAUUCGGGAGAUGCUGCAAAGAUGACUGCAGCCGCAGCCGCGGGAGCAAUCGGUGCCGCCGAGUAUGAGAAGCGAAAACAGGAGAAACGUGAACGUCGAGCACGAAGGCGUCGCGAAGAGGAAGGAUAUGGUCGUGAUCCUUACGAGGACAACUAUAAUCCGGGGACACAAUAUGCUCCUACACCCCCGCCGCCUCCUCCAGUCAGCGAUCCGUAUGCGAAUCAACAAGGCUUCUAUCCUCAGACGAGUCAGUUCCCGCCUCCACCAGGAGCUGCACCUCAGCAAUACCCUCCGCAAGCUGGACCUGGUACAGCUCCAGCCGGUGCCGCACCGUAUCCUCCACAGAACUAUCCGCCUCCACCACCACCACCUCCUCCUCCUGGUGCUCCGCCGGCUCCUGCUCAACCAUAUGAUGCGUAUGCUUCUGGUGCGAACCCUUACGCACCACGUGGCCCUGAAAAUGUGAGUGCUGAGCUGAAUUCUACAUUUGGCAAUCCUUUUGCACCUACUGUUCCCAGCAAUGACCAGCACCAUGUCCCAGAUGGUCUAAAUCGUUCUGCGCCGGCUCCGCCGCCACCGCCGUCAAGCACGCAAGCUCCUUCCUUCAACGACCCAGCCAUUCCUCCGCCCCCGGCUCCCAUCCCCCCGCGUCAAGAAACAUAUCCCCCCCCUUCCGGACGAAGUGUCUCUCCUCCACGGUCUCAAUCUCAGCCGCCACCAUCUAGUCGGAAAAGCGUCCAGUUUGUCGAGACACCAGAGGUUUCUGAUGCUGCGCCGAUCGAAUCUGAAGCAUCAAGUCCCGAAAGACACCGCCAUCGACACAAACAUUCGUACUCUCGUGGCUACGAAGCGGAAGACGAUACGGACUCAACCCCUGAUGAACAACGUCGAGGAAGUCGAGAACAUUCAUCUCGAUCGCUUCAUCCAGACUCAGCCGAGAACGGAGACAGACGGCGGCAUCACCGGCGGCGUCGUUCUCAUGAACCAAGCUCGUCUCGGGGAGAACCAAGCGCCGGUUCCGGCGGCCCAGAACUCGAGCGUGUAACAAGCCCCACUGAUUCCGAUGCUACGAUCGAACUGCCGCCCAGAUUCGACGAAAAGGGACGCAAAAAGCCCGAGCCUGGCGAUGAUCCUCUGGCGGACCGACUAAAUGAAAUCCUGUCCGGCAAGGGAGCAGCAGGAAAGGUGUUUGGCAACUUCUUGGAUGGGUUGUUCGGGCCGGAGGGGAGGAAGAGGAGGAGCAGAUAA